This is a messenger RNA of Pollicipes pollicipes, 372 nucleotides long. RefSeq names its product proline-rich proteoglycan 2. The record is from RefSeq and is a predicted model, not a curated record. NCBI's taxonomy places the organism in Eukaryota, Metazoa, Arthropoda, Thecostraca, Pollicipedomorpha, Pollicipedidae.
CUCGAUGCCGCCGGUGCCGCCGGUGCCGCCCAUACCGACCAAACCGUCCAACAUCACGGUCCAGAAGCAAAUCUACAUCCUCACCGGUGUGUUCGCCGUCUUCAUAUUCUGUCUGAUGGUGAUCAGCUUUGGCACGGCGUACGUCAUGCUAGGCAAACGACGGCUGGUGCUGUCCGGGAGUGCGUCGGACCGACACGGCGCGGCCCCGGCGUGGCACGCACGCUCCACCAGGCGGCAGGCGCCCAACGGCGCACGCGACAACGCAGCCUUCGCUGACCACGACGACGACGACGAUGACGACGACGACGACGACUAUGGCGGCGGUGACGACCUGCAGCGGCGCUUCAGCCAGUACGGUGGCCAGCGACCCCA